Messenger RNA from Sycon ciliatum, 3794 nucleotides. Its product is annotated as ankyrin repeat domain-containing protein 13B-like. NCBI's taxonomy places the organism in Eukaryota, Metazoa, Porifera, Calcarea, Leucosolenida, Sycettidae. The transcript has 17 exons. Gene Ontology annotation, cellular component: cytoplasm. Gene Ontology annotation, molecular function: protein binding. The record is from RefSeq and is a predicted model, not a curated record. Bases 378 to 2615 code for a protein of 745 amino acids.
ACAAGCUCUCAACACACGGAAACGUCAAAAUCAUGAGGAAAGUCUGAACUCGUGAAAGCGUGGCGUCUUUGCUGUCACACAUGCUCGACUUCGCUGUAUAACUUGUGCGCCGGGUAGUUAUUCAAGCACAGUAUUGUUUGUUUGUCGUGUUGAGUCGAUGAGAGAAACGUUCAGUGAGUCUUGCCAAUGAAAAUCGUCUUUGUGUGCACUGCUGAGUAUAUGCAAUAUCUUUUAUGAUACCUUCGCCGCCACCAGGUGACUGGUAAAUCCAAAGACAAGAAGAGUUUGAAUAGGGUGUGCAGCUGUUGGUGACUUUUUCAUUGCUUGAGUAGUAUUGGUGACCUCCACAGCCCAGGCGUGUCUUGAUUGUGAGAAAAAUGGCAGCGCAGAGGAAAUACCCACUACAUUGCCUUGUGUGGAAUGAUAACUAUGCUGAAUUGGAAAGUCACCUUGGAACCAGUGAGGGGAAAGCAUGCAUCGAAGACCAAGAUCCCCAUGGCCGAACGCCACUCAUGCUUGCGGUGACGCUAGGACGACGGAAGUGUGCCGAGCUGCUGCUAUCACAUGAUAGCAACGCUCUGGUAGAGAAUUCAAACUCCUGGGACAUUGUCGACGAAGCAACGAGCAAUGGCGAUCGUGAGCUCCUUUCCAAGUGCAUCCAGGCCAAUCGGUAUCAGAAAGCUGUUAAGCGGGCCACCAUCAUUCCCAAAUUACUGCAGCAGCUCAGGGAGGCACCGGACUUCUACCUGGAGAUGAAGUGGGAAUUCACCACCUGGUUGAAGCUGCCGAUGCUGUCCAAGAUGUGUCCAAGUGAUACCUGCAAGAUCUGGAAGAAGGGUGCCAAUGUUCGAGUGGACCUCUCUCUACUCGGUUUUAAGAACCAGGAAUGGGUACAUGGAAAUCGCAGUUUCAUCUUUCAUGGCUCCUCGGAUGCUUGCACAUUCAUUGAAGUAGACCAUGAUCGCAAGCGCUACUUUCCUCAACUGCGUGUUGUUCAGGAAGACUUGGAACAGCUGCGCCACACUCAACCACAUGGGCAGUACGUCUCGGGCAAGCUAGCAAGUCCAGUGGCAUCAACUGUUCUUGGGACCGAUUCUCUUUCUUUUUCGAGAUCAAAGAGCCUGUUUGGUUUUGGAUCGGAGCGCGAGGAGGAGAUUAGUGGCUUUAUCACCAAGGUCUAUAGCGCUACUGGUGUGGACAUCGUGACCAGAACAAGAGUGGAGCAUCUGAAUGAAGCCGAUAGGCAAGGCAGAACCGAUGGAGUUCUGCCCAUGCAACGGCUUCUUGCCGGAGAGGAUGAUAGUGGAACUGGACAUCUAUCCGAGCACGUUGCUGCGGCCAGCGGUGGUACUAGCAGUGCUAGCGGUGGAGGUAUCCUUCGGACAUUUGCCGGAAUCACCACUUCUGUUAAUACCGUGAAAACUGAACGUGAACACGAUCUGACGGCAGACGAGUAUUUCUUGCAUGGACCACCAGAUGCGGCGUCAGUCGGGGACGAAAUUGGCCGUCCCAUGGAGCUGACUGUUCAAAAGCAAUCGUUCAAAGCAACUGCCUGCCUAGCAGAUCGGUUUCCUUUGUCGUUACGAGAUCAAGUGCUUCCCGUCAUUGAACUCAUGUCAACGCAUUCACCUCACUUUGGCCGAGUUCGUGAUUUCAUUGCGCUACAACUGCCAGCCGGCUUUCCGCUCAAGAUUGAUAUUCCCUUCUUUCACAUCGUCCAAGCUUCUAUCACGUUUGGCAAUCUGAACGGGUCCAGUGUCGAGCCUCCCCAUGUCAAGCGUGUCAGUGUCCCCGUGUCGCAGAGUGAGACUUCCGCCGCUGGCGAUACUGGUGCCGCUGGUAGCGGUGGUGGUGUCCGUGGCACGCAGGUGGCAAGCGGCAGUGGCAAAACUCGCCGCCGCGGCCACCAGCGCGACAUGGGCAGCAGCGUCGAUGAGGAGCAGCGCCCGUUCUUGGCCAGCGGCGAGAGCGGUGCCGACAGUGCCGGCACCUCCGUCGAUCUCCAGGAAGUGGUGAUGAUCGAUGACGAGUGCUUUGAAGCGCCGGCACACUACCAGCUGAUGAGCAACGUGUACGAUGAGUUCAUUGGCGGAGACGACCAGCUGAUGAACGAGGAUCGUCUGCUGCAGUACGCUAUCAGUCAGAGCCUGGCGAAUCAAGACGCUGCUCGUAGCACUGGUGGUGAUGCGUCAGUGACUGGUCAACGCAGUGCUGCUGAUACCAGUGCUGGUGAACAGGUCACGUUCAUGGAAGCGCUGCUGUCGUCCCCGCCGUCUCCACCGCCUCCACGACAGCCCAAUCUCACUGGCGCUGAGGAUGUGGAGUUGCAACGAGCGCUAAUGCUGAGCAUGCAGAGCAGCGAGGCGACCAGCGACAGUAGCAGCGCUAAUGCAUACGAAGAGCUUGCACCACCGGUACCGACAUCGGCCCGGCCAACGUCCGUAUCCGGUCUAUCCACAACUGGGUCCACUCCGUCAGCGCCUCUCAGUGACACCGAGGCUAUGCAGCACAUCUUGGCUAUAUCUGCUUCGGAGGCCGAAGAGGAGCGACGUCGUCGUGAACAGGAAGAUGCCGACUUGGAGCGCAUACUCCAACUCUCCUUGGCCGAGAAAUAAGUAGAAACGUCGAGUUUACUUGUAGCUACUUUGAAUGUUUUGAGUUGACGAGUCCCGUUUGCCCCUCUCCUUCCGUGAAGCUAGACCUUAUCUUCCUCGCAGUGUGUACAUACCGGGUAAGUUCGUAUGUAUCUUUAUUCUAGUUCAAUUAUCUAGCUGUUUUUACCAGCACAAGUUCUGAUAUAGCUUGCGCAAAACUGUAGUGCUGCACACACAUUUUAUCAAAUUUGGGAAGGACCUCAGUCCCUAGCACCUAGUGACGUGCACAUACUCUUUCACACGCUCAUGUGUGUGUGUCUGUGUGUGUGUGUCUGUCUGUGUGUGUCUGUGUGUGUGUGUGUGUCUGUCUGUGUGUGUGGCGCGCGCGUGUGUGUGUGUGUCUGUGUGGCGUGCGUGUGUGUGUGCAUGCACACAUAAUACCGUAUACGCACGCACGCCAUUCAUGCAAACACUGCGCAUACGCAGUUUUUCUUAUUGUUUGCCGGUCAGUCGGUUAUUUUGACAUGAUUUUCCAAUUUGCUGUUUAGCGCUUCUUCCAUUCCAAUCCUUGCAUGCAACUCAACUCAAUCAUAAUAACACAUCAUCCUUACCUGGGAGCCAUGAAAGUCCUCCUCGCGACACCGUGAUCAUAACGAACUGAAAAUUUCACUGAACUAGGCCGAACGUGUUUUCCCUCGAGGCUCAAACAAGUUCACUCGUAUAGGCCCCCGGUUUUUUUAGAGUACAUUAUGGAAGUACCAUCUUCGUAUUAUUUUCCCAUAUUUUUUAUGUUUCAAAACUCACCCCCCCCCCCCCCCCUGCAAUAUUGCCUCCUUUUUUAGCUAUGGAGCUGGCGUGACGACAUAGCCUCCGUUUUACUCUUACAUCAACAUGUACAAUACUAGUACUUCAGUAUCUGCUAUUUUGAUAGGUUUGCUUUUUCUACAGUGAUAGGACAUAAUUGUUGUGUUGAGCUUGUUGUUGCUGAUGUUGCUGCUUUGACGUGAAAUCAGUACGAUUCUGUUGCCCCGCGGCCACACGAACAGUGCCAGAUGAUGUAUGUUGAUGAUCAGAUGUAUGUUGCAGCGAAACACCGGCAUAACUGUUAGCUGUUGUCCAUUGCAACUUGACUGGUGCAAUUAAUAUUUGGCUCUGUCCUCUCUGUAUUGAGCACCUUUGCAAGUGAUUAGCAACUACUUA